Molecule: messenger RNA, 1752 nt
Organism: Parnassius mnemosyne (clouded apollo)
Lineage: Eukaryota; Metazoa; Arthropoda; Insecta; Lepidoptera; Papilionidae
Source: the annotation of a GenBank genome assembly
AUGUCGGGCAUGACGGGAGCCAGCAUGUUGCGCACGCGUCGAAAGGAUGUCAACGUCAAGCCGAACCGGAAAUUGGACCGAAAGUCCUCCCGGGGCAUGCUCUACGAGAACGAGGAGCUAAGAUUACGCACAAUUAAUAUAAAUGCAGAGGUCGAAAGAGGUCAAUCGGAUAUUAAGAAAUUGAAGCGAGAAAAUGAGCAGCUGAAACGUGAGAUAUUAGCACUACGCUAUGAGUACGACCGUCUCGACAGCAUGCUACGCGAGAGACGAUCGUCACCCGAACACUCGGACGACAGCGUGUCGGUGUGCAGCGUGUGCCCGGAGUGCACCAGUGUGGACGGAUCUGUCCGCGCUGUCGCCUUCCACGACCUGAGUGUGGUGCCUGAGGAGGGCGAAGAGGGGAACAAGAGCGGCGUUGAAUCUCCAUGCACUUGUGAGGAAUGUCAGAAAGAUGCAACACCGGAACCGUCACAAAAUCAAAAUGACAACGAAGAAGUUGUAACUACGCAAAAUAUGGAGCGACAAAACAAUGUCACAACUCAACAUAGUUUAAAGAGCGACAGACACGAGCGCACAGUCGACGUAAUAAUUCACGAUGCGCCUGAAAUGCCCAGAUUUUACCAGUCGGUGACGUCAUCGCCUUGUCACGUCAUAGCGCCACCUCCGCCCGGUUUUGUCGUUGCUCCUCACCAACCACCGCGAUUCCACACGGGAGGUAACGUAGAGGAGCUACUAGGCGACGUACAAGCAACUCCUGCAAUACACACUACCUACAUACAGCAAAACUCCGUCUUCAUGUGUAACACUAGGCAGAUAUUGCAAAGACAAUGCUGCUGCCAAAAAGAAACGACCACUACUAAACCAGAACCAACACAACCUGUUGAGGAACAACCGCCGAAAUCCUACGUAACAGAGAAGAACAUAGAAUUGACUUACGACUAUCCAAGAUCGACGCCUGUUCGUAGCAGCUUAAGUCCGAAAUCUGGGGAGGAAUUAACGACUACAACGGAAGUGGCCAGCACCGUCGUCUUUGUAGAAAGACGAAUUCCGGUGAAGCCGAAGAAGUUUGACUUCUUCUUUCGAUCACGUUCGGCCCCCGUUGGAGAAAACGAAGAGCCAAUUUACGCCACCGUUAACAAAUUACCAAAGAGAUUACGCCGAAUGGAGCUGGCAAAUUUAGAAAAAGAAGUAGCGUACAAGUCUGGCGAGCCUGACUCUUCUAUCAGAACUGAAAUCACUCUCAAAACCGACUCUGAAUCGCACGCACCUCCACCUGACGAUGAUACCAGUAGAUCUGAAAGGGAAAAAUCAACGGCGCCCCAACGGCCAGAGUCGCCAAAAGCGAAGAAGCGAAAGAGAUUUUCUUUAACGUUUAAAAAAAGGGAAAGGAAAAGAAGAGAUAAGAAAAAGGAAGUUAAAAAUGGGGCACCCAAAAACGGAGUGCCGGUUCAAGUGGAGAGUGAUAAUGAAAGGCUGAUUGAAGGGGAGAUACAAGAAAUCGGAAAGCAUAGGCACUGUAACCGACACCGACCGCGAAAUACUCUGUCCUCGUCUAGCUCUGGCCCGCGGUACAAGCGGGAUAGCUAUCAGGAGAUGAUGACGUCCCAUUCUGAGCAUGAGCGCACGAACAGUGUGUGCUCCUCAAUGAACUCGCUGGGUUCCGCCUGUACGCACAAAUCGAGAAAACUCUCCGCUGCGCCACAUGAUGGCUCAAUACCAUGGUGCGGCUGCUGGGGAGCCGGCUGUGUAUAA